Messenger RNA from Pieris brassicae (large cabbage white), 3178 nucleotides. RefSeq names its product cleft lip and palate transmembrane protein 1 homolog. The coding region runs from base 110 to 1987 and encodes 625 amino acids. Gene Ontology annotation, cellular component: endomembrane system; membrane. The record is from RefSeq and is a predicted model, not a curated record. NCBI's taxonomy places the organism in Eukaryota, Metazoa, Arthropoda, Insecta, Lepidoptera, Pieridae. The transcript has 3 exons.
AGUAGGACUCAAGUCAAGUGAUAUCUGUAAUCUGAGACUCGUCAGUAGAGGACCAUUUUAAAAUUUAGAUAUUUUCCAAUCAAUAAUAAUAAAUUUGUCUUGAGAAACCAUGGCAAAUUUAACAGAAGAUGAUUCUUCUGGUGAAACAAAUAAGUUAGUGCCAAGUGAAUCCAAUGAAGACACUUCUGGUGUAGAAAACCAAAAUGUGGAUAUAAAUGCUCAAAUUGAUGAACAGCGUCAAAGGAUGCAGCCGUCUAAAAUGGAAUCAUUUUUUGCUAUAACGAAAUCACUUAUCAUAAGAGCGUUAGUAGUUUAUUUUAUUACAUCAAUGUUUCGGCAACCUUCUGCACCAAAAACUGACGUUAACAGUUCAUCUGGUGUUCCUCGAGUACCAGCAGUUAACAUGUUUCAAAAUGGAACAGUUGUGGAUAUGUUUGCAUAUAUAUCAGAUCAUGAAUUUUUAGAUAAUCUUGAACAUGGUCAAUUGAUCUGGAAAGAAACAAAUGUUGUGUAUGGUGACUGGUUUGGUGGACCCAAUAAUGAUGGAACUUAUACCCAUUCCACUAGUAUUGUGCCAUCAGAGUCUUUAAAGAAUAAUGGUUCCAUAUAUAUUCAUGUUUACGUAGUUCCAAAUGGAAAAUCACCAAAUCCAAAAGAUAAAAAUAAUUAUGCUGGGCCAUAUGUCACAUAUGGUAAAAAAAUGGUUAAUAAAUAUAAAAAGUUAAAAUAUCUAAAAACACAUAACCUUUUGACCGGACAAAGUGAAAAGUCUGAAGAGGAAUUAAAAAAAGCUGAAACAAUGAAAGAAGAGAUAGUUUCACAUUGGCAUCCUAAUUUGACUAUUAAUUUAGUAACAGAUCAAACAAAUUGGAUGCAAGGCAGUGUUCCACCACCACUAGAUGAAUUUAUAUAUUUUUUGCCUGAUGGUAAGGAGUAUAAACCUGCUGUGUUCUUAAAUGAUUACUGGAACAUGAUGCGGGACUAUGUACCGCUCAACAAUAGUGUUACUAGCCUUGAUCUACAACUAACAUUUCAACCAUUGAGUCUUUUCAAAUGGCAGUUAUACACAGCACAAGUUAUGAGAGACAAACUGAGCAUGUUUUCAGCUCUUGGUGCAGAGGAGCAAGAUGAAGAACAGGAUACUGUGAAGGAAUUGCUUUUAGACACAUCUCCUUAUUUAUUGGGUUUAACUAUAUCUGUCUCCAUCCUCCAUUCAAUUUUUGAACUAUUAGCAUUUAAGAAUGACAUUCAGUUUUGGAACAACAGGCAGUCCUUGGAAGGACUGUCUGUGCGAUCAGUUUUCUUCAAUGUUUUUCAGUCCACAGUUGUAUUGCUCUAUGUACUAGAUAAUGAAACUAAUGUUAUGGUUAGAAUUUCUUGCUUUAUUGGCUUAAUGAUUGAAAUCUGGAAAAUUAAUAAAGUUAUGGAUGUGAAAUUGAAUAGGGAAGAUAGGAUAUUUGGAUUCCCCAAAAUAUCUUUAACAGAUAAGGGUUCUUAUGUAGAAUCAAGCACAAAACAAUACGAUAUGUUAGCCUUCAGAUAUUUAAGCUGGGCUUGUUUUCCUCUGCUGAUUGGAUAUGGUAUUUACUCACUUUUAUAUCUGGAGCAUAAGGGAUGGUACUCAUUCAUUCUAAACAUGAUGUAUGGAUAUCUGUUGACUUUUGGUUUUAUUAUGAUGACACCUCAAUUGUUUAUCAAUUACAAACUAAAUUCUGUAGCCCAUUUACCAUGGCGCAUGAUGACAUACAAAUUUCUCAAUACCUUUAUAGAUGAUAUAUUUGCAUUUGUGAUUAAAAUGCCAACCAUGUACCGUCUGGGAUGUUUUAGAGAUGAUAUUGUUUUCUUUAUUUUCCUGUAUCAGCGCUGGAUCUACAAAGUUGACCAUAAGCGAGUUAAUGAAUUUGGGUUUUCUGGUGAAAUGGAACAGCAACAAAACCAAAAUCUAUCCCUAACACAAUCUGAAGUUACUGAUAAGAAGAAUGAUUAAUUCUCUAAGAUGAGUGAGUGAGAGUAAAUACAUAGAGGUAGACAUUAGAUAAAUUUAUUUAUAGCCUGUUUCUCAAAAAUCUUUCUUCCACAACAACCUCAAUUAUUUAAUAAUAGAUAAUGUUGCUAAGAUUUAAAUUUGCUGUUGUUGCUAGUGUCUGAAUUACGUAUUUAACUACAAUUAUAGACAUUUCAUGAGUUUCUUAAAAUGGAGUAAAUAAUGAUUAUGGUCUUUAAACUAAAACCCUUAUUUAGAGCAUACAAUGUUUAUAUUAUUUUAUACAUUAUAAUUUUUAAAUUUUUUACAAUGAACAUUCACUUCAAACUUCUGUUACAACUAAUUAAAUCCUCUUAUUUAAAUGGAAAAUCUCAAGCAUAAGCUAUGUCAAAAAUUAUCUGUUCUUAAAAUUUUAUAAACUGGGGUUAACUUAAUUUAAAUUAUAGCUCUGUGAUGUCAUUCAUUCAUGUCAUAGUCUGGAUUUAAAUUGUCUUUUUUGAUGGCUGUAUGUAGUAAUAUUUAUAAUGUUGUUCAUGUUAGAUUGUUCAUUGUAAGCAGUGUUCCUCAUAAUGAGAUAAGUUUUUCAUAUAAAUGUAUCUCAUAAAUAUAUGAUUUUUUCAAAUAUUUUAGAUAUAACAUCUAUUGCUAUUUCCUACUGCAUUGCGUGAAAAUAUGAUGCAUGUUUUAAUUUUAAUGUGUGAACUGCACUCGUAAUGCUUGUGGGAAUGCUCUAUGUCACAUUGUAAUCGAAAUAAAUUGCCAAAACCGACAAAGGCUAUAUGAGCUUACCAUAUGUUGUCCUGGUACCUUUGGCUCAAUGUAUAACUUCAGUAUUGACCAGGUGAAAGGUAUGAAUGAUUCAGUGAAAUCAUUGUUAUAGGAAUUGUAAUGGUUUUUGUAAUUAAUAUUGUAAGCUGUUUUUAUUAAUUAUUUAUUUAAAUAAAUUCACUUGUAGGUACUUUAUAUAAGCACUUCUAUUAAAUUCUGAAAUAAUAAUUGUGAUUUAAAUUAGUACAAGUGUAAAUUUAAUAACUAUUAUUGUUGUGAUAAAAUGACAUGAAAUAUAAUUUAAAGAAAUAUUUAUGCCACCCAUAAGUAACUUUUAUGCAUUUCGAAUUUAUGGAUAUGUUUUAAAUUAUAACAUAGUUUAAUUCACUUAUGCCUCCAAUCUUAAAUUAAAAGUAUUAAAUGUAA